This is a messenger RNA of Mucor velutinosus, 1299 nucleotides long. It is a transcript of the gene RRP45, whose product is annotated as 3'-5'-exoribonuclease. Lineage: Eukaryota; Fungi; Mucoromycota; Mucoromycetes; Mucorales; Mucoraceae. Gene Ontology annotation, molecular function: nucleic acid binding. Bases 1 to 1299 code for a protein of 432 amino acids. The transcript has a single exon. The record is from RefSeq and is a predicted model, not a curated record.
AUGUCAGAUAUCAGAAUUUACUACGAAGACGGAAUAAAUGCUCCAGUCGAUGGGCAUGGAAACGAAGCUGUUGAGAUGGAUGUAGACAACGAAGCCUUCCCUCUCGGUAACAUUACCAACUACAAUACUUAUGUUGAUAGGAAGCCACCUGAAAGAGAAUUGACCGUACUAAAAGAGAAAAAGAUUAAAAAUAAGAAAAAUGUGCCCAAGACUGAAUAUAACAGCUACACAGACAAAGACAAGGCAAGAUUCUUUAUCCUUAUCUACGACCAUGGCAUGAAUCCUAAUCAAGCUUGGAAAGCGCACGGCCAUAUAUCAAGAACAACCGCUUACAGAUGGUACGCAGAGGAUCAAAAAAAGGUUAACAAAGAAAUUGAGGACGAUGAAGAGCCAGUUAAGAGAGCAGGUCGACCAAAGAUUUUGAACGAAGACCAUACGAAGCACCUAAAACUAGAAUUUGAAGAUAAUCCAUCAGUAACAAUCGAACAAGCUCAUGAGAGUCUUGUUAGGGCUUUCUCGGGUUUGACUAUCAGCCAAACGACUAUUUACAACUACAUGACCAAUGAUCUUGCCUUGACUUUCAAGAAAGCUCAUUUCCAUUCCAAAGAAAGAAACUCGCCUGAAAACAUUCAAAACCGGUACGACUGGGUAGUCAAAUGGAGCCAAACCGACAUGGAUUACAUGUCCAACUGUGUUUUCAUUGAUGAGUCAGCUUUCCAUAUUAACUUGAAGCGAACAAUGGCUUGGUCAGAGAAAGGAACUCGAGCUGAAGUGCCUGUACCUCAAACAAGAGCGAAAACUACCACUAUUAUUGGCGCAACUAGCGUAUGGGGAGUGUUGAAUGUUCAAGUGAGGUUGCCUGGAACAUCCAACAAGAAAAGAAAGUUAGCUGGCACUUCUUCUGGAAAAGCAACAACAACUGUGGGUACUGUAACUGGCCACUACUUUAACUUUAUUGCGAAAACGAUUGAUAUCAUGGACCAGCAUGAGCAAUUCAAAGAUUUUUAUCUUGUUAUGGACAAUGCACCCAUCCAUACAGCCAAGGAUAUUGAGAGGUAUAUCAUUCAGCGAGGUUACAGAUGUGUUUACCUCCCACCAUACUCCCCUGAGCUUAAUCCUAUUGAGCAAUUCUGGCAUGUGGUCAAGAGUAAACUCAAGAGGGAGAGGCUCUUAAAAACUGAAACACUUUCGACCAGGAUUACCGAUGCAUGCAAUGAUGUAUUGUACAGUGAUCUUGAAGGUUCUGCUCGCUACUCUGUUAAGAAAUUCGAUGUUUGUUUGGCGAAAGAGCCAUUGUAA